UGAGUUUCAUUCAAUUUUGUAAUAUAUAUAUAUAUAUAUAUAUAUACACACAUAUAUAUUUUCCUCAUUCAUUCUUUUUUAUACCAUUUUGAUUGUUUGUGAUAUUGAAGAUUAGCUUAUAUUUUCUAUGAAUGUUUUAGAAUGUAGGGUUUUUGUUAGCUUUUGGCUAUUUGGAAAAUGGGUGAAAAGGAAAUAGGUUGUAUAGUAAAGAAAACCAACGAAACUCUAUUAGGAGGAUUAUGGAAACCCAUCUCAAUUCGACAGCUAACUCCAUUAUAUUAAGUUGUUCUAUUCUAGUUCUAUUUAUUCAAAUUUUUAGGGUGUCUUUUUAUUUAUUUUUUUAAUUGCCAAAAAAAAAAAUGUAAUUUUACAGAAAACUUUUCAAAAAGUCCAGUUGGGACUUCGGAGGAGGUUUGGCUUAUUAGAUGCCCAUAAUUUCUUUUGCUUUAAAGUUGAAAAUUUGUCUUUAUUCUAUUAAUACUUUAGUUCUAUUCCUCUUAAAAUGUUAGUUUUAACUUUAAGUUCCCGUUUUUUGUAAUAUAAUGAAAACCUAUACGCGGUUUUACACCCAAAAACAAUUGGGAUUUUGGGUGUUGGAAUGGUGAACGAAUAGGUGUAGGGGUUUGUGGAUAUGAAGGAAUAAGUCUAAGAGGCAAAAAGGUGAGAUUUGAAGAAAUCUCAUUGAUGGAUAUUUGGGAGCAGGUAAUUAUGGAUUUUGGUGGUGGAAGGAAGUGGAGAAUGCAUGAAGCUUUAGGUUUUAAUGAACUUUGGGAAUCCAUGGAGACAAGAAAGAAAGUUGCCUGUGAAAAACACUUAUAAAUGGUAACAAAAAAUGAAUAAAUAAAAAAAGAUAGCACACGAAGAGAAAUAAGAAAGAGAAAGGAAACACUAGGCAUGGUGACCUUAUUAAACAAAGACAGUCUGACUUCAUUAAUCAAACUCUUGCUCAAUAAUCUGUAGGAUUACAUGUUAUGCACGCUCAUUCUUACAGGUCUUGGAGUUAUAGAGAAUUUGUUGCACUAAAAAGAAGUUAUAGGAAUAGUUAUUUUGGUAUGUCUAUAGGAUGAUAGGUGGUUAUUGGUGAUCAAGUGGCCAACCUAAAUGUUGUUGCAAGUUACGAUCCUGUUUAUUCAAUUUCCUUUUUUGGCUUGAUGCAGGUAGAAAUUUAAUAGUCUUCACUUUCAAUUCUUAAUGCUAAGCUUAUCCAUCCAUAAGAACUUAAACCUAAUAACUACCACAUUUACUCCUAUCUUGGUGACCAUCUAUUCAUUUUCACCCAUAGGAUGCAUUCAAGCAUGAUCUGGAUGUGCAUGCUCUUAGUGCUGUGUCAUAUUGUCUGCCUGUUUAUCUUUUGUAUUUGGACUUGGUCUUUAAAUUGAUUUUGUUUACAUCAAAACCAUGCGGAUACCUUCAUGCCCAAAAUGAUGAGGCGACAUUCAAAAUAGUAGUUUCUUGACUUGUUUUCUCAAGGAGGAUGUAGAAAAGCCCUUCCAUCUUCAACGAAGAGGGCUGCUGGAAGGGCAUUCUCUAGGGUUUAGGGUUGUAAAUUUUUUGAAAAUGAUUAACCCAUGACAAAGUUCCAAAAUUUGAAAUAUUAGUCACCUUGUUGGAAAGUAUGCCUCGACAUUUUACAUAGAAGAAUCCACAUGUAUGAUGAAGUAUAUGCAAGAUGUAUCUUUUCUUGAGCUGGCAUGACUUGUAUUUUUUUUAAUAAGAUGACAUCUUUAUUACCAAUGUCAAACUUGAUAAUGUUGCAUUGCUUAGGGUUUCAAUUGUCCAACUGCAUAAACAUGUGUUACAAAGUUUAUUUUUAUUUCUUAUGUUCAUUAGAUAUGGAUCAAAUAAAGAUUACAUAAUUGUUAGUUGUAAGUCGUGGAAUUUGCAAGUGAUGGUGCUGAUAUUGAAGAUGUAUCUUUUGGUAUAUCUAUAUGGAGUUCAGAUGCGUUAAUUUGAGGACAUUUUCUGUUGGUGACUUUUGUUGCAAUGAGUCCGUUUCAGAUGGCCAAUCAUUAAAGUGAUAAAAUUAUUUUCAACUUCAAAACGGAAAUUUACAAAACGAUUCUACCAUGAAGAAUAAAAGAUAAGUAUAAAAGAAAUUAUGUUUGAUUAUUCAGCCACAAGAACCUACCAAUUUUUCCAUCUUAUGGUGGUUUUUAAACCUUUUGCUCUUCUGGUGGCUGCAACUAUUUUAAGCCAAGUAAGGGCAUAAACUCCCAAAGGAUGACUACAAAAUAUUCUAUGUAGCAACUGAACAGUGUAAGAAUUUUAGUGGUUCCAUGGUUCUUGGCUCGUUACCUACAUGACAUAUGCCAUUAAUUUGGUUAAUAACUAUCAAAUAGAUCCAUAUUCUAUUUGCCUUUUUUUGUAUUUGCAGGACAAUUAUGCCAUUUGGUGUAGCAAGAUAAGAUUUAAACCCUUUUUUGUAUUUGAAGACAAGUCUGGUACUCGAGGUAACAGGAUUGGUUUUAGAUGUAUAAUGGAUUACACAAGUGAAUUUACUACUAAUGAGGUUUUCAAGAGUAAAGAAGCUUUAGUUGAAUGGACUCGUGAAGUUGGAAGGAGGAACGGUUUGGUGAUUGUGAUCAAGACAUCUGAUACAGGUGGAAAUGGUAGGAAGCCCAGGAUUACUUUUAAUUGUGAAAGAGGUGGAAAUUAUAGAAAAUUCAAGAGUACAGGGAUCCAGAAACAAAAACGAACGAAGAUUGCAGGCUCAAAGAAGUGUGGAUGUCCUUUUGCAUUGAAGGGCCAAAAGUUGGCUGCUGGUGAUGAAUGGAAAUUAGAGGUUGUAUGUGGAGUACAUAAUCAUCCAAUUGAAGAGCAUCACGGUGGGCACUCAUUUGCUGGAAGGCUAUCUCACGAAGAGACUAUGUUGCUGGUGGAUCUGUCUAAGAAUCUGGUCCGGCCAAAAGACAUUUUGAACACAUUAAAAGAAAGAAAUGCUCACAAUCUUAGCACUAUAAAGACAAUCUACAAUGCAUGCCAUAAGCAUAAGGUUGCAGAGAAGGUUGAGAGAUCACAACUGCAACAACUUGUAGCCAAGUUAUCAGAGCAUCAAUACAUCAAAUGGUAUAGAAGCAGGGACAAGAAUGAAAUAGUUGGAGACUUAUUCUGGGCACACCCUGUUAGUGCAGAUUUGUUACGUGCUUUUCCACGUGUUUUGAUAAUAGAUUGCACAUCAAAGGCUUAUUUGUAUCGCCUUCCCCUUUUGGAAAUUAUAGGAAUAACAUCCACUGAGAUGACUUUUUCAGUUGCUUUUGCAUACCUGGAGUCUGAGCAGGAAGACAACUACACAUGGGUGUUAAAUAGAUUAAAAAGUAUGAUGGAUGACGACGCUAUGCCUGAUGUGGUUGUCACAAACCGUGAUUCGGCUUUGAUGAAUGCCAUUGAGAAGGUAUUUCCCACCUCUAAAAAUUUAUUAUGUAGAUGGCAUAUCAAUAGGAAUAUAUUGACCCAAGGCAAGAAGUUGUUUGAGACAAAAGAGAUACGAGAAAAGUUUAUGUGUAGAUGGAAUAUGUUGGUCUAUUCUUCCACGGAAGAUGAGUACAUGGACCACCUCUUUGCACUAGAAGAUGAAUUUGUUGACUAUCCAGAAGCAAUUGAGUAUGUGACAAAUACUUGGUUGAAUGAAUAUAAGGAAAGAUUUGUGGCCGCCUGGACAAACAUGAUAAUGCACUUUGGCAAUGUGACAACAAACAAGGCUAAGAGUGCACACGAAAAGUUGAAAAAGCAUCUUGGCGCAAGCCAAGGGAGUUUUGAUACUUCAUGGACAAAGAUACACUCUUUGAUUGAGCAGCAGCAUAUUGACAUCAAAGCAUCACUUGAGAAAAGUUCAGCUAUUGUGCAAUAUAACUUAGAUCAAGAUGAGUUUAGAGAGCUUCAUGGUUUUGUCUCUACAAGUGCAAUGCCUAUAAUCAUUGCUGAGGCCAAAAGAGCAGAUUUAGAUGGUGUAGAUGUUUCAUUAUGUGGAUGUCUCACUCGACGCACAUAUGGUUUACCAUGUGCACAUGAGAUUGCAGAAUACAAAAGGACAAAUCAACCUAUCCCCCUUGAUUGCAUUGAUCCUCAUUGGAGGAAACUUGAUCUGGUGCUUGGCCCCAAGAAACAAAUUGUAGAGUUGACUUGUGAAGCAGAGUUAGAGUUAUUUGCGAAGCGCUUUAAUGAACAAGAUCGUUUUGGGAAGUUGCAAAUGUUGAAGAAGUUGAAGGCGAUUUUAGAAAGUCCCGAGUGUAUGUCUACUAUGGAACCAACCAUAAAUGAUGAUGCACAUGGCGGACAAGCAUUGAUUGUUUAUACUUCUACAAGUGAUGGCUUUGAGGUGGAACAAUCUGCACAAGAUGGUUAUUCACCUGGAGUUUCAGGAGUUGCAGGAGCGGUAGUGAAUGAAGCAGUAGAUACAGAAAAAGGAGAAGAUUAUUGAAAUCAAGUUUGGAGUUGAUUUAUAUGGUGCAUUUUUCUUUUCUUUUUUUUUUAUAAUUUUGUGCAGGUAUAUCGGAAUUAGUCAUUUAAUCAAAUGUAGAAUCAGUCCAAUUUUUUCUUCCUCUGUAUUUUCUGUUUCUCCACCCAUAUGUACAUCUAUUUUCUUUAGUCAAACGGGCCCUUUGGAUAUUCGCUUCAACCAACCUAGUUAUAAAUUGCUCGUUAUGCCA
Messenger RNA from Ziziphus jujuba (common jujube), 4646 nucleotides. RefSeq names its product PKS-NRPS hybrid synthetase cheA. The transcript is spliced from 3 exons. Bases 2300 to 4417 code for a protein of 705 amino acids. Lineage: Eukaryota; Viridiplantae; Streptophyta; Magnoliopsida; Rosales; Rhamnaceae. The record is from RefSeq and is a predicted model, not a curated record. Gene Ontology annotation, molecular function: DNA-binding transcription factor activity, RNA polymerase II-specific.